Messenger RNA from Gongylonema pulchrum, 1320 nucleotides. NCBI's taxonomy places the organism in Eukaryota, Metazoa, Nematoda, Chromadorea, Rhabditida, Gongylonematidae. The record is from the annotation of a GenBank genome assembly.
AUGAACGGAACGUCAACAAAGCGACGUAUGCGGUGUACACCAUGUCGUGAGGGAACACAGUGGCUGAAUAAAGUUAUGUGGCGUUUCGUGAAAGGUCGAGCAAAACCAGCCGAAAUCGAUGCGUUGUGGGAAAUCAGCAAACAGAUCGAAUCGCAUACCAUCUGUGCGCUUGGUGAUGCAGCAGCAUGGCCGGUACAGGGAUUGAUUCAAAAAAUCGCCACAAUGGAUUUAUGUGGCGAGCACUCCGGAAUGGAUACCCUAACGAUGCUCUGUGAAAGAUUGCGAUCCGAGAAAUUAUUGGUUGCCAGUGAAUUGGACACAUUGCAACGACUUAACGAACAGGUGGACAGUGAGCAGAGUGAUCUGGCACUUCUGACAUGGAUAUGCCGACAACAACAGACAGUUCUAUCACGUCUUAUCAAUUCACAUCCGGAUGUUCGACCCGAAAAUUGCUGCAUGUUGAUUGCGCAACUCGAUGGUACUCGAUUCGUUGCUGGCUAUCGUCGCAUUGAUGGACAGCAUUACAGCAGUGUUACCGAACUUUUAAACUUAUUGCUCAAUUCGCCCACUUUAGUUGCCGAAAUAUUGCACAAUAUCGAUCAAAUUUCCAAGGGCAACGAAUCGCCGUUUGCCGAGUUGGUGCCCUGUAUUUAUAGCUUGGUCUAUGGAUGUGCAGUAUUUCCGGAGGAUGAGCGUCGUGUUCUGGAAGUACUCUUUCAACUUUUGGAUAUUCAGCUAAUCUCUCAUUCGGAUCCACGAUUGGUGCUACGUCGUGGAAAUGCCUCAUUCUGUCAACUGUAUCGCUUAUUUUCGGAAGGAAUGUACUCAUCCAAGAUAUUCUUGACAGCAGCAUUGCACGAUCCAGUUAUGUUUGUUCUUUCGCAAGAUGAUCUUUUCCUGGAUAUCGAGCCAACAAAGACACUGAUUCGUUUUCCUCCCGAAGAACGAAGAAGACGUUUUGGCGAGGACGAGAAUUCUCUUUCAUUUUUGCAAAAACUUACUGCUCAUCGUCGUUAUAUUGAAUCAAAGUUGGUAACUAUAACUACUCGUUUCAUACAAGGUAUUUCUUACCACAUAUUCUUGACAGCAGCACUGCACGAUCCAGUUAUGUUCGUACUUUCGCAAGAUGAUCUUUUCCUGGAUAUCGAACCAACAAAGACACUGAUUCGUUUUCCUCCAGAAGAACGAAGAAGACGUUUUGGCGAGGACGAGAAUUCUCUUUCAUUUUUGCAAAAACUUACUGCGCAUCGUCGUUACAUUGAAUCAAAAUUGGUAACUAUAACUACUCGUUUCAUACAAGGUAUUUCUUACCACGUGUGA